Messenger RNA from [Torrubiella] hemipterigena, 1985 nucleotides. The record is from the annotation of a GenBank genome assembly. Lineage: Eukaryota; Fungi; Ascomycota; Sordariomycetes; Hypocreales; Clavicipitaceae.
CCAGUUUCUUCGAGGGUCCUCUCAACGCGCUUUUAAUAAUAUAAAAUUAUUACCAUUUCCAUAUAGCGAACUAAAAGCAUUGUAUACUCGAUACAAUCCUUCUCCAAAGGUGUCAACGUAUGCCACGAUCAGUCAGCGGAAGCAAUAUAUGCGCAGCGCGACGAUCAUCUGUCGCGUCGCCCAAUCGACGGUGAAGCUGCUCCCGGCCGUCUAAUUCAAGUCUUCACAAAAUUCAUGUUUCGUCAUGAAUCCUGAAACUUGCCCUUUGCGGCCCGAGCCAACCCUCACCUUCACUCAAGGUUUAAUCGUUGGCCAACUUUCAGUCGUCAUUAUUCUGGCUGCAUUCAUUAAAUUCUUCAUAUUCGGUGAUCCACCUUCGCCAGAUACCACAGCAUCGCUCCGAGCCAGCGAACGCCGAUCACGAACGCUUGCGCACAAGCAAUCACUCCUCAGCCUUAGGUCCCCUAACCAACGCCGUGGUCAAUCGUUAGGACGCAAGAAGUCAACUGUCUUACGCAAUUCGCCUACUCUUACUAUUGGUUCGAUCCUAAGCAAAACUUACUACAAUGUUGACAGUCAUCAGCCAGAAAGCUUAGACUGGUUUAAUGUUCUAAUAGCUCAAACCAUUGCUCAAUUCCGCAGCGAUGCCCAGCACGAUGAUGCCAUUCUUACGUCUCUUACGAAAGCCUUGAAUGGCACCUCUAGGCCAGACUUCGUUGAUGAAAUUCGCGUCACCGAGCUUAGCCUAGGCGAAGACUUCCCCAUCUUUAGCAACUGUCGGAUUAUCCCUGUUGAUGAAGAUGGAAUCAGCCUCGGCAGUGGAGCCAAAUUUGACCCAGUCACUGCAGCAAGGGACGGAACAAGAUUACAAGCGCGUAUGGAUGUCGACUUAAGUGAUCUACUAACACUGGCUGUCGAAACCAAGCUGCUUCUGAAUUAUCCGAAGCGGCUUUCUGCUGUUCUUCCCGUGGCUCUUGCAGUAUCUGUGGUACGUUUUAGUGGUACGCUUUCAAUAUCCUUCAUACCGAGCAACCCUUCUCAAUCAACGCCAACAAUGAUGACUUUCAACUUCUUGGAUGACUAUCGGCUUGACUUUUCCGUUCGGAGUCUAUUGGGAAGCAGAUCUCGACUACAAGAUGUCCCUAAAAUUGCCCAGCUCGUUGAAGCCCGAUUGCACCGUUGGUUCGAUGAGAGAGCUGUCGAGCCACGUUUCCAGGAGAUUGCGCUGCCCAGUCUCUGGCCACGUAAGAAAAACACACGCGGACCAGAUGAUACCAUGACGGAAGGAAGCGGAUCCAUAGGGAGAUCCAAGGGUAAAGAAACCGAGCGGGAAGUCAGGGAUGAGACGAUCAAACGUGAAGCGUCGUCCGAGCCUGAAUGGGCUUCGCUUCGGCAACGACGCCCUGCAAGAGACAGCGAAGAGCCCAUGAUGCCCGGUUCACUGCCCGGUAUGGAUGUCGAUCUCCGAUUUUGAGGAUAGAAUUGUAUAUAAAUUUCGAUACGGUGUUACUAGACAUUUGGGCAUAUACGCUAGAGAUAGUAAUUCGGAAUAUGAUUCAUGGUUUAUUAUGCUACUUUCUAUCUUCUGUACGGUGUAGUAUCAAAGCUUAACCAACGCCAUGUCUGUGUAUGUAAGUGAGUACAGACAGGACCACCAUGCUAUAAGUCCCCCGAAUAAUAAGACAUAGUAUGGGACAGUCCAGAGGAGUAGGACUGUAGCGUUCUUGGGAGCAACUGGUGAUAUCCAAUAUGGCUGGACAUACCCCCAUGUAAAUCGUAGCCCGAUAGCAUUGCACAUUGCAUGGACAGCAAUAACAGCUAGGAGCGAGCCUGUUCUAACAUAGAUGAAUGUGGCAUAUGCUCCAAAAAGUGUUGUGUACGUCAGCUGCACUAGCGCUCGGAUGAUAGCUAUUGAUAUUGGAGUAUCAGGGUUGGUGAUACGAGAUUCGUAGAAGUGGAUGAGAUGAGCAGAUCCAAAGACCAGG